Danio rerio (zebrafish) is the source of this 1828-nucleotide messenger RNA. Lineage: Eukaryota; Metazoa; Chordata; Actinopteri; Cypriniformes; Danionidae. Gene Ontology annotation, molecular function: identical protein binding. The record is from RefSeq and is marked predicted. Gene Ontology annotation, cellular component: nucleus.
UGUGUGUGUCUGAGGGGGUUCUGUAGAGGAGAGUAAUUUCUUCUCAUCAUCUGGAAAAUGACAAUGUGCAAAAACCAGCGGUGAAGAUGGAACUGCUGAAAUCUGCAUCACAUAAACCUACAAACAUGGAGUGUGUUAAAGAAGAGUGUGAAGACGUACAUAUUCCAGAUCCAUGCACUGUGAAAGAUGAAGAAACCGAGGAACAAAUAGACUGUACGCCUGUAAAGGAGGAAACCCAAGAUGUGAAAGAUGAAGAAGAGGAUGAAGAACAGCUCAUUGACCCAGAAAGUACACAGACAUCUCUCAGUUGCACAGAAACACACAAUAAGCGCUUCAAAAGAAGACGCCUACAAACAAAACCAGGCUUCAAAUGCAGCCAAUGUGGAAAGAGUUUCUCUCGUGAAGGACACCUCGAGAGCCACAUGCGGAUUCACACCGGGGAAACCCCGUUUACCUGCAAGCAGUGCGGAAAACGCUUCAACCAGAAGGGAAAUCUUUACAGCCAUAUGAAGAUCCACAGCGGAGAGAGUCCGUUUAGGUGCCAGCAAUGCGGGAAGAGCUUCAACCAGAAGGGAAACCUGAAACUCCACAUGAGAAUCCACACCGGAGAGUGUCCGUUCACAUGCAAACACUGCGACAAGAGCUUCUCGCUGAAGGGAAACCUCAUGAACCACAUGAAGACUCACUCCGGAGAGAGAUCGUUCGCAUGCAGGCGCUGCGGGAAGAGCUUCACGCAAAACAAAACGCUAAAGUCUCACAUGAAGGUGCACGAGGGAGAUCAAUGCGGAGUAUGUUCACGUCACAGAUCCAGCUGUUCUGAUGCCAAAUGCUCGAACAGACACUUGAGAACUAAACAUGAAGAAAAGCAAACUGUUGAAUGCAGUGAGAUGGGAAUCUCAGAUGAUCAACGUUUAACAUCUGACGACAGAGAAAAACCCUUCCAAUGCCAGCAGUGUCCGAGGAGUUUCCGACUGAAGAGGUUUCUCCAGCUGCACUUGAGGAUUCACACCGGGGAGAAACCGUUUGUGUGCCGACACUGUGGGGAAACUUACACACACCAGGGAAACUUCAAGGUUCACGUUCGGAUGCACACUGAAGAGCGGCCGUUCAUUUGCCCUCAUUGCGGAAAACACUUCCAUCAUCAAGGAAACCUGAGGAGCCACAUGCGUCUGCACACGAGGGAGAAGCCGUACCCCUGUCCUCUGUGCGGAGAGAGCUUCGUUUAUUCAACACAUCUCAAGACACACCUGGAGUUUCAUUCUGAACGCGGAAAGAGUCACAUGUUGAAAAGGGAAUAUGUAAAUGAGCCGAGCAGCCAAUCAGAGGACAGCCGGUUUAUUUGCGAUUGUUGCGGUAGAAACUUUCUUUCGCGGUAUCAUUUAGAAGUGCACCAGAUAUGUCGAGGCGACGACAGACCGCAUGUGUGCUGUUUCUGCAGCAUGAGCUUUAAGUGGAUUGGUAAUCUAAAGGCACACAUGAGGUGGCAUGGCUCUGUGAAAGCCGCCGCAGGCGUGAUUCGACGUCCACUAAUUCAUUCUGACGCAAAAACAGACGAGGAAAGCGGAAAGCUGAAAAGGGGUACUUGUGAAACUUCAACAGAGGCUGAAAGACGAGAGAAGAACGGAGAGAAGCUGUACUACUGCUCUACAUGCGGGAUGAGUUUCAGCACAUGCAUUUAUUUGCUGGCUCAUAAGAAGAAGCACUGUCCGAAGUGAACUGUAAAACUCAUCUUUGAAGGCUCUACGAUGCAGUUUUUAUUGCUUAUAAAGAGUGAAAACGGUCAUUGGAUUUUCAUUUUAGAAACGGAUAUUAAAAAAAAUGGAAAACG